This is a messenger RNA of Olea europaea var. sylvestris, 1581 nucleotides long. RefSeq names its product probable serine/threonine-protein kinase PBL3. Lineage: Eukaryota; Viridiplantae; Streptophyta; Magnoliopsida; Lamiales; Oleaceae. The record is from RefSeq and is a predicted model, not a curated record. The coding region runs from base 215 to 1384 and encodes 389 amino acids. Gene Ontology annotation, molecular function: protein kinase activity; ATP binding. The transcript has 6 exons. Gene Ontology annotation, biological process: protein phosphorylation.
CGGCAUUACGAGACCUUAUCAACUUUUAGGCCAGUAAAAUAAGAUAUCGUGUUUAAUUACUUAAAAGGCUCUGACGGAGCAAUUUCCUUGCAUUUUCUCCCCUGCUUCAUCAGGCCUUUCAUGACAGCAUUAUGAGACCUUAGAUUUCAUAAAAUACCUUACGGUUGUCGUAAACUUUAUUUUGACAACACAAUCUUAAUAGAGGAAGUUAGCAAUGGGUAGAAUCUACGACAAUUGGGAGAGACUGGUUGAAGCAACAUUGCGGAAAGAGAAGCUUCGGGAACUUGCUCGUGCCCCCAGUCUCAGCUCUGUUUCAUCGGAUUUUAGUUCUAGAUUCAGUUGCAAUUCUCCUUUUCAUGAUCCGGCCAUUAACAAUUUUUGGGGUCUUGAUCUCGAAGCUUCUUCCAGCCCAAGCAUUCCGUUUUAUAGUAGAGAAAGCACUGUUGAAAGCCUUCCUACUCCAAUAUCUACGGAAGAGAUAUUGCUGCCACCUAAUGCUAAGUCCAUUUCUUUCAUAGAGUUAAAGAAGGCGACCAAAGAGUUUCGAUCUGACAGACUUUUAGGGGAAGGAGCAUUUGGUUCUGUUUAUAAGGGAUGGAUCAACGAGCACACUCUUACAGCUGCAAGGCCAGGAUAUGGAAUGGCCAUUGCUGUCAAGAAGUGGAAUCCCCAUAGUGUGUUUGGGUUCAACGAAUGGUUGACGGAAGUGAAUUAUCUGUCACGACUUCAUCAUCCAAACUUGAUUAAACUUAUUGGGCACUGCCAUGAUGUUGACAACUUUCUGUUGGUGUAUGAGUUCAUGCUGAAAGGAAGCCUAGACAAUCACUUGUACCAAAGUGGGCAUCAGUUUCUUUCUUGGGAUACAAGAAUUAAGGUGGCUGUUGGUGCAGCUAGAGGCCUUUCUUUCUUGCACGACACUGAAAACCAAGUGAUACAUCGAGAUUUUCACUCUGCUCAUAUUCUUCUGGAUGAGGAGUUUAAUGCCAAGUUGUCCGGAAUCAAUUUGGCUAAAGACAGGCAAACUGGUGAUAUGACUCACAUGUCCACUCGAGUUAUGGGUACAAAUGGCUAUGCUGCACCAGAGUACAUAGCUACAGGUCAUUUGACUGAAAAGUGUGAUGUAUAUAGUUUUGGGGUUGUUUUGCUGGAAUUACUAUCUGGACGCCGGGCUAUUGAUAUGAGCAAAACUGAUGGAACACACAAUCUGAUGGAAUAUUUGUCUAACAAGAGCAGAGUGUCUCGAUUUAUGGACACUAAAUUGGAGGGCAAAUACCCUCAGAAAGAAGCACUAAUUGUUGCAACCCUUGCAUUGCACUGCUUAAGCAAUGAUCCAAAAACCAGGCCGAGCAUGGCAGAGGUAUUAGCCACACUGGAACAACUUUAAGGUCCAUCUGAGAGUGAAAAAAAAUCAAGAUUCUUCUAAAUCCAUUUUGUUUAUAAGUAAUAAAAAAAAAAAAAAUCUGAAUAUGACACCUUUGGUGUCUCUUUUAAUCAUAGCAAAAUCAGGUGUAAAUGAUGCAAGAUUAGUUGGAGUAAUUAUUGGCGAAACGUUAUCCUUAUCAGUUAAAAGUUACUUUCCUC